AAUAGGAUGAUGGAGUUGGGCAGGCUACUCUGUGGGAAAAUGAAGCGAUCCAAUAGGAGAGACCCACUCAUCACUUCGCCUUCUUCCUCAUGGGGCUUGGAGAUUCACUUCUACUUACCUGAUGUGCAUCAGCUAGAAUUCUUCAAAGGCUGCUACACUGCCGAAGAGCUGUGUGUAGAGGCUGCCAAGAAAUGUUCUAUUUCGCCUAUGUGCCAUAAUCUUUUUUCCCUUUACAAUGAGGUGACAGGCAUGUGGUGCCCACCCAAUUAUGAAUUCAAAAUCACAGGUGACACCAGUAUCAAGCUACAAUAUCGAAUGAGAUUUUAUUUCAGGAAUUGGCAUGGUACUAAUGAAGGGGAGUCUCCAGUUUGGAGACACUGCAUCAGUAAACUCAAAGGAAGCCUGAAAACACCAGAAGGAGCGCCACUCCUGGACAGUCCAUCUCUUGACUACCUUUUUUACCAGGGUCAGCAUGAUUUUCACACGGGUUUCUUACCUCUUCGAACAUGCGUCUCUGAGUCAGAGCAGCACGAACUCGAAAACGAAUGUCUGGGAAUGGCUGUGCUUGCCAUUACCCACUAUGCCAAGAGCAUGGACAUCCCCCUGUCUGCUGCUUCCCAAGCAGUCAACUACAAGCGUUUCAUUCCAGAGGCAAUGAACGCAAACAUAAAGCAACGUAAUUUUUUGACCCGGAUCCGCAUCAACAAUGUCUUCAAGAAAUUCCUCAGUGAAUUCAAUUACCGAACAGUCAAGGUCAGUGACAUCCCUCUGUAUGACCUGAAGAUGAAGUAUCUGGCUACCUUGGAAGGGCUAACCAAUGGCAUGGGCAGUGAGAUAACUGAGCCUAUUUCGAUGAGUGUAACAAAAGAUGGAGACAUCGUGAAUGGGAGUAAUUAUGCAUACUACAACCAAAUUCAAGGACAGAGCCCACACCAGACAAUGGAUACUUGGCAUGAUGUACAAGUAUGUGUGUCUGGUACAACAGGCAUUUCCUGGAGGAAGAAGCCCCCCACAAAACCAGUGAGUUCUAAAGAGAAAGGCAGGUCAAAAAAAAACAAGCUGAAUGAAAAUUUGAGAGGAAAGGAAGCUGAUGAAGCCUGGGAGAGAUUCUGUGACUUCCAUGAGAUCAUGCAUGCGGCCAUUAAGGAUGCCACAGUCACGAUUCACAGGCAGGAUUACAAGAAAAUGGAAUUGCAUAUGGCAUCUUGGGCUGAGGCUGUUUCCUUUGCAUCUCUUGUGGAUGGGUACUUCAGGUUAACAGUGGAUGCCCAUCACUACUUGUGCAUUGAGGUGGCUCCCUCUUCUGUGGUGCAAAACAACAACAAUGGCUGCCAUGGCCCGAUUUGUACAGAGUAUGCCAUCCAAAAACUGCGGCAGGAGGGUAAUGAGGAUGGGAUGUACAUUCUUCGCUGGAGCGUCACCGACUACCAGUAUAUUGUCAUCACUGUGGCCUGCAAUGAGAUUGACCUCAAUGAAUCCCGCCCUGUGCGCCAGUAUAAGAACUUCCACAUUGAAGUGACUCCUGGUGAGUUCCGCCUCCAUGGGACCGAAACUGCAAGGCCCACUCUGAGAGAGCUAUUAGAACAUCUGGAGGGCCAGAGUCUUCGCUCUGACAAUCUCCAGUUUCAUCUGCUCCGCUGCUGCCCUCCUCAACCUCGGGAGAUAUCAAAUUUGCUGGUGUUCACCAACGAUAAAGCACCAGUACUUCCGACGCCCAUGCAGGAGUGCCAGGUCAUUAUCCAUCGCAUUCACAAGGAAGAAAUUGAACAGGAGGAGCAUCUUGGUCGCGGCACAAGAACGAACAUUUUCUCUGGCACACUGAGAGUAAAAAAUGAUGAUGACAUAGGUUACGGAUCCUUCCAAGAGUAUAAAGUGGUGCUCAAAGUUCUGGGGUCAGGACACAGAGAUAUUUCCCUGGCGUUUUUUGAAACUGCAAGUAUGAUGCGGCAAGUUUCCCAUAAGCACAUUGUGCUUUUGUAUGGGGUCUGUGUCCGCCAUCUGGAGAAUAUCAUUGUGGAAGAGUUUGUGGAACUGGGACCACUGGACUUAUUCAUGAGGAGGCAACAAUGCCCACUUAGCACAUCUUGGAAGUUCCAGGUGGCCAAGCAGCUGGCCUCAGCUCUCAGCUAUUUGGAAGACAAAAAGUUGGUCCAUGGCUUUGUGUGUGCGAAGAACAUUCUGCUCGCCCGAAGUGGACUUGAAGAUGAUCAAGGAGGACCCUUUAUCAAGCUCAGUGACCCAGGAAUUCCAAUCACUGUACUCACAAGAGAGGAACGUGUGCAUCGCAUACCCUGGAUAGCACCUGAGUAUGUGAAAGGUGUGACCUCCCUGAGUAUUGCAGCUGACAAGUGGGGCUUUGGGACCACCCUGUGGGAGAUUUGUUAUGAUGGAGAGGAGCCCCUUAAAGAAAAGAAACUCACAGAGAAGGAGAGGUUUUAUGAAACAGAGUACCAGCUUGUGACCCCGGACUACAGAGAGUUGGCUGAACUAAUGAUCCGCUGCAUGAACUAUGAUCCAAAGAAGAGACCUUUCUUCAGGGCUAUUGUGAGAGAUAUUGACAAACUGGAAGAAAAAAAUCCAUCCAUCAAACCACAGCCUACAUCAGAAGUGGAUCCAACUGUGUUUGAAAAGAGAUUCCUGAAGGUUAUCAGAGAUCUGGGACAGGGCCACUUUGGUAGGGUGGAGUUGUGUCGAUAUGAUCCUCGAGGAGAUCGAACUGGCGAGUUGGUGGCGGUGAAGUCACUGAAGUCUGAGAAUGGACAAGAGAAGGGCAGCAAUCUCUUGAAUGAAAUUGAUAUCCUGAAGGCCCUCUACCAUGAAAACAUUGUCAAGUACAAGGGGAUUUGUCUGGAGGAAGGUGGUCGAGCCACCAAGCUGAUAAUGGAGUUUCUUCCUCUGGGAUGUUUGAAAGAUUACCUUACUGACAAGAAAAGCAAGAUCAGUCUCAGCACCCUGCUGAGCUACUCAACUCAAAUAUGCAGGGGUAUGGAGUAUCUGGGAUCUCAAAAUUACAUCCACCGUGACCUGGCUGCCCGAAAUGUGCUGGUGGAGAACGAGCGAACUGUGAAGAUCGGUGACUUUGGCCUGACCAAAAGCAUUAAAGACAAUGAAGUCUAUUACACGGUCAAGGAUGACAAUCCAAGUCCUAUUUACUGGUAUGCUCCUGAGUGCCUGACUCACUGCAAGUUCUACCUUGCUUCCGAUGUUUGGUCUUUUGGAGUGACCAUGUAUGAGCUUGUUACCUAUUGUGAUAAUGACAAGAACCCCAUGCAGCUCUUCUCCAAGAUGAUGCGGUCCUGCCAAGGUCAAAUGAGCAUUGUUCAUUUGGUCGCUGUGCUGGAGGAGGGCAAGAGGUUACCCCAACCGGAUGGCUGCCCUAAACCAGUGUAUGACGUGAUGCGCAAGUGCUGGGAGCACGCCCCCGAGAAGAGGAUUACCUUUAAGCAGCUCAUCGAAGAGCUGAGCAACAUGCAGGAGCAGUUUGGCUCUUCCGAAUGA
Nerophis lumbriciformis (worm pipefish) is the source of this 3498-nucleotide messenger RNA. NCBI's taxonomy places the organism in Eukaryota, Metazoa, Chordata, Actinopteri, Syngnathiformes, Syngnathidae. The record is from RefSeq and is a predicted model, not a curated record.